AUGACCACCCCAUCCCCAACACCCACCUUCUCCACCAAAUCCCCCACCAUCCGCCGCAUCCUCGCCGAAGCCCGCGAACUCUCCACGCACCCAGAUCCCUCCCUCCACGCCGCUCCCCUCGACACCAACCUCUUCGAAUGGCACUUCACCCUCCUCGGGCCCCCAGCACCCCCUACUCUUCUGGAAUGUACCACGGCCGCAUCAUCCUCCCCCCUCCUACCCCUUACUGGGCAUCAUGAGGAGACGUGGCAGCCGGCGUGGGGGAUACGUACGGCGUUAUGGGCGUUGAGGGCGUUUAUGGAGGGGGAUGCGAAAGGGCAGGUGGGCGGGAUGGAGAUGGGGGAGUCGCAGAGGAGGGAGUUGGCGGGGGAGAGUAGGGGGUGGGUUUGUGGAGGGUGUGGGGGACGGAGUAAUGAGAGGAUCUUGAGUGAGGAGGGUGGGGGUGGGGAUGGUGGAGAGGGGGAAGGGGAGGCGCAUAAGAUACCGGAGGAGUUGCGGUUUGGGUUUAAAGAUGAGAUGGGGAAGGAGCCGGGGGAGAAGGUGGAUAAGGGAAAGGGAAAGGAGGUUGUUGAGGCGCCUGGGACAGGGCAGGAGGAGGCAAUCAAAGCGAAGAAUGCGGAGAUGUUGGCGGCGGUGCCAGCUACGACUGUUCCUGCGGCGCCGAGACUGAAUAAUGCGGUUCCUGUCGUUGCGAGGACGAGUACAGAUGGUGUGCCCGUCUGGGUUGACAAGGCGAUCACGGGCGUCAUCGCUGCGUUGGCGCUGCUGAUCAUUAAGAAGAUACUGGUAUGA
Molecule: messenger RNA, 792 nt
Organism: Bacidia gigantensis
Lineage: Eukaryota; Fungi; Ascomycota; Lecanoromycetes; Lecanorales; Ramalinaceae
Exons: 2
Coding region: 1-792 (263 amino acids)
Source: RefSeq, a predicted model, not a curated record